CGCAAGUUAAUAAUCCCUAUAUGAAGAACUCUAUUUGCAUAAACCGAUAGAGUACUUUUGUGGGACUAAUAAAGUACCACUACCACCGGAUUGCCUUACCAAAAGAACUCAAAACAAUUGGUGUAUCCACACAAACACGUUCUUAUCCACCCAUUUCAGACUCUCCAGAGCUCAAGAAUCACAAAAAAUGGCGACCGUAGCAUUCUCAGGAUCUCGAAUCGCCCUCAACCCUCAUAAACACCACCCUCAGCCCUACUCCCCCUUCACUUAUCGCGCCACUUCCGGAGAUUCCCCUCCCGAUACCGAAGAAACAAACGCCCAGACAACCUCCGAACCGGACGACUUCGAUUCCCGGCUCUCCAAGAUCAGUAUCCGUUACCGCAGCGGAUUGGGCAAGAAAGCAGAGCGCAGAAAAGCUCGAAAAGGAAAGACGAGUGAAGCGUCGGAUUCGGGAUCCGGAAUGUACCUCCCGCCGGUUCCUCUCCAAGAUCCGGUAUCUGAAGGGCUUAAAGUGGAAUUCGGGUUCACCCGGUAUUCGGAACGGGUCAACGGCCGGGUUGCAAUUCUGGGAAUCACCGCCCUGUUGUUGGUGGAACUGGCAACCGGUCGGAGUGUGAUAAAGUAUCAUACGCCGGCGAUUGUAUUACUUCAGGUAUACUUUGUGGCGGCCGCCGCCGCCGUGUAUGCUAAGUACGAGAAGGAAAAAGGUAGUGUCUGGCCUGGCUCACCGCCAACAAAGAAUUGAGAAAUGAGAAUUGCUUCCGGUUUAUUCCUCAAUUAUUGUGAUAAUCAUAUUUAUUGUUUCUGUUUCUGAUUUACAAUUUACAAGGUGUGAAAUGUUAGGGCAUAUCCGCUGAUAAUGUUGUACCACGUGUGUAUUAUAAGGUGACAUUGACCAAGACGAUUUGAUCCGAAUAAAGGGUUUCGAAAUUCUGAUUCAUUUUAUGCAAAGUACUACCUCGUUAUUUAUUUAACUUCCUGAUUUGACUUAAUACAUACUCCUUAUAAAGGAAAAACAUUUAUGGAGGGGUAAAUUUUACGGUAGACUACACUGUUUGACACUGUUUGACACUGUUGUGUACUGUUUUGACAUUGUUUUUGUAUAAAUUUGUUUGCUAAAUAAGGAAUUGUGAACUUGUUUGGGACAUCCAAAAAAGGGAAGUGAAUUAAAUAUGGAACGGACGGAGUAUUAUUUUGUUCGCCCCAGGUUGCGACUUCAAAUGUUGAUUUUGGACUUCUACAAAUUUGUAAACAUUUGUGUACACACUCCCUAGUUACCUGUAUAGUGUGUACACUGACAUGUUGUUCAAAAGCUUAUGUGUACACAGACAUUUGGACAGUGUGUACAACAAAUGUGUAUAAAAAAUGAGUACAAGUAGCACUCAUCAACAUUCUAUCACUAUCUAUACAUUACGCAUCACAAGUCACUUUUUAACUAAUCUAUAGAAAGUGUUAAUGAGUUCCCAACAAGAAGCAAACUCAUGUAAUGAGAUG
Cuscuta europaea is the source of this 1494-nucleotide messenger RNA. Lineage: Eukaryota; Viridiplantae; Streptophyta; Magnoliopsida; Solanales; Convolvulaceae. The record is from the annotation of a GenBank genome assembly.